AAAUUGAUUAUUUAUUCUAAAAUGAUGUGACCUAAGUUGUUUAAUCAAUUUCAUUAGUGUGCAAUUUGCCAGAAACAAUAAAAUUGUUUCUUUGACAAAAAAUAAUGAUUAGGAAGUGCCGUAUAAUUCAUUAAAUUCGCGUGUGAAGUGUGAGGACGACGGCUAAAAUGCGUCAACCCGGUAACAGCACCGUGAUAUUCACGGUACUGUUUGGUGCAAUUUUUGGUGUAUUAUCAGCGUCGCUCAGUAAAGCAUUACGAUACCAAGCACCUGACGAAUGUAAAUGGGUGGUUGUAGAUAGCGGCAUUGAAGAUGAUGUUGCACUAGUAUGCCGUUUACGGACAAUAAAUAGUGAACUUGAAAAUACAAAUUUUAGUGUAAUACAACCGCAACAUACUGUACGUUUACGUCUAGAAUGCAGUGAUGCAUUAUUCUUUCAAAGUUCUCUAAGUGCCGGUAGUUUUCGACCACUUGUCGAACUCCGAGAAUUAUCCAUUGAAUAUUGUAAAAUUGGUAAUUUAUCGGAUGGUGCUUUUAAGGGUUUACGUGAGUUAAGAAAUUUAACAGUGCGUACACAUAAUACAGAUUGGUCAGCAAUGACUUUAGAAAUAUCACCGAAUGCAUUUACGGAUGAAUUAGGCUUGUUAGAACGAUUAGAUUUAGGUGAAAAUAAUAUGUGGAGUUUACCAGAAGGUGUUUUGUGUCCGUUACGUUCAUUAGAAGUGUUAAAUUUAACACGUAAUCGCAUACGUGAAAUAUCUAGUUUUAAAUUCGCGCUAAAUCCGUCGGAACGAUGUGGUGCAAAUUUACGGUUAUUGGAUUUAUCACGUAAUAACAUUGAUAGUUUACCAUCCGCCAUGCUAUCUGGACUAACACGUUUACAAAAGUUAUAUUUACAAGGUAAUGGACUAUCAAAUCUAGCGGAUCGUGCUUUAGAAGGAUUAACAUCGUUAAAUAUUUUAAAAUUAUCGGAUAAUCGUUUAGUUAGUUUACCACCAGAAUUAUUUACCGAUACAAGAGACAUAAAAGAAAUGUAUUUACAGAAUAACAGUAUAAAUGUAUUGGCACCAGGAUUAUUUGGUGAAUUAACACAAUUAUUGGUAUUGGAUUUAUCAAAGAAUGAAUUAACUGCUGAAUGGAUUAACUCAGCCACAUUUUCUGGUUUGUUACGUCUAGUCGUAUUAGAUUUAUCAUAUAAUCGUAUAUCAAAGUUGGAGGCAGCUGUUUUUAGAGAUUUAUAUAGUUUGCAAAUAUUAAGACUGAAUGAUAAUUUUAUUGAAACAAUACCAGAAAAUACAUUCGCUUCCUUAUACAACUUACAUACGCUAAUUUUAUCAAACAAUCGUUUAACAAUUAUUGAAAGUUCAACAUUUAACGGUUUAUAUGUUCUAACGUUAUUAUCAAUAGAUAACAAUCAUAUUAAAACAAUACAAAUGGACGCAUUGAAAAACUGUACAAGUUUACAAGAUUUACACUUAAACGGUAAUGAAUUAUUGGAAGUUCCACAAGUUUUAUCAGAAGUACCAAUGUUAAAAACGUUGGAUUUGGGUGAAAAUCAUAUAACAAGUAUUGCAAAUGCAACAUUUCAAAAUAUGCAACACUUAUUUGGAUUACGUUUAACAGAAAAUAAUAUUGGAAAUAUAUCAAAAGGUGUAUUUGAUAAAAUGGCUGCGUUAAAGAUAUUAAAUUUAUCACGAAAUAAAAUACAAAAGGUUGAGGCAGGUGCAUUUGAUGCCAAUAUUAAUUUACAAGCUAUACGAUUAGAUGGUAAUUAUUUAACUGAUAUCGGUAAUUUAUUUUCAAAAUUACCAAGUCUUGUAUGGUUGAAUAUCUCCGAUAAUCAAUUAGAAUGGUUUGAUUAUGCGUUAAUACCUACAGGCUUACAGUGGUUAGAUAUUCAUGCAAAUAAAAUCGCUGAAUUAGGUAAUUAUUUUGAAAUUGAAUCCACAUUACAGUUAAGUACUUUUGAUGCUAGUUCCAAUAAAUUAACAGAAAUAACUGGAAGUGCAAUACCAAAUAGUGUUGAAAUGUUAUUCUUAAAUGAUAAUUUAAUUACGAAAGUUCAAAGUUAUACUUUCUUCAAAAAACCAAAUUUAACUCGAGUGGACUUAUUUGGUAAUAAAAUAACAAGUUUGGAUCCAAAUUCAUUACGCAUAUCAGCUGUACCAUUAGAUAAGCCCUUGCCGGAAUUUCAUAUUGGUGAUAAUCCUUAUCAAUGUGAUUGUACAAUGGAAUGGCUGCAAAAGGUCAACAGUGGUAAUCGUGCAAGAACCCAACCCAAAUUAAUGGAUUUGGAUAGUAUUUAUUGUAAAUUAUUAUACAAUCGUGGAAGAACAUAUGUACCACUUAUCGAAGCCGCUCCAUAUCAGUUUCUUUGUAAAUAUGAUACACAUUGUUUUUCAUUGUGCCAUUGUUGUGAUUUUGAUGCUUGUGAUUGUGAAAUGACAUGUCCACAAAAUUGUACAUGUUAUCAUGAUCAAUCAUGGUCGGCAAAUGUUGUAGAUUGUUCACUAAGUGGUUAUGUUGAACGAUUACCCGAACAAAUACCUAUGGAUGCUACACAGCUAUAUUUAGAUGGUAAUGAUAUUCGUGCAGUAAUGAGUCAUGCAUUUAUUGGUCGAAAACGUUUGAAAGUUUUAUUCUUAAAUGCAUCAAACAUUGAAAUUAUCCAUAAUCGUACAUUUAAUGGUUUAAAAGAAUUGGAAUUACUACAUUUAGAUGAGAAUCGUAUUCGAGAACUAAAAGGAUAUGAAUUUGAAGGCUUGGAAGGAUUAAGGGAAUUAUAUUUACAACAUAAUCGAAUUACAUCAAUCCAUAAUCAAACAUUCCAACAUUUACGCCAUUUACGUACACUUAAAUUAGAUCAUAAUCGAUUGAGUACAUACUCAGUUUGGCAUUUAUCGUUAGUCAUAACAGAAUUGACCUUAGCAUCCAAUCCAUGGUCAUGUGAUUGUGAAUUUACCGAACGUUAUCGUGAAUGGUUAAUGUUACAUGGCAACAGUGUUCAAGAUAUUGAAUUUAUUCGAUGUGUUUAUAAUGCUAACACAACGGAAUUAGAUUAUUACAGCGAAGAAAUUUAUGCAGAUAAUCCAGAGUUAGGAUUUUAUGUAACACAUGAUAAUAUAACAUCUUGCACCGGUGCUGCAAAUAUUGAUAAUAGUAUUAAUGGAAAUUUAACAUCCACAAAAACAAUUAUACAACGUCAGGCUAUUCAAGGUUAUUUACCAUUGUUAAUUAUAACACUUGGUGCUUUCUUAGUGAUUAUCUUGUUUACGCUGAUAAUAUUUGUGUUCCGACAAGAGAUGCGUGUAUGGUUCCAUUCUCGUUUCGGUGUACGAUUAUUCUAUCGUUCCACGGAAUUUGAUCGUGAUAAAUUAUUUGAUGCUUUUAUUAGUUAUAGUUCAAAAGACGAAGCAUUCGUUGCUGAAGAAUUAGCACCAGUGUUAGAAAACGGUGAUCCACAAUAUAAAUUAUGUUUACAUUAUCGUGAUUUCCCAGUGGGUGCAUUUAUCGCUGAUACAAUUGUACAAGCUGUUGAAUCGUCACGGCGUACAAUCAUGGUAUUAUCAGAGAACUUUAUUAAAUCGGAAUGGUGUCGUUUCGAAUUUAAAUCGGCCCAUCAUCAAGUGUUGCGCGAUAGACGCCGUCGUUUAAUUGUGAUAUUGUUAGGUGAAGUGCCACAAAAAGAUUUAGAUCCUGAUAUACGUUUAUAUUUAAAAACAAAUACAUAUUUACAGUGGGGUGAUAAAUUAUUUUGGGAGAAAUUACGUUUUGCGUUACCUGAUGUACCAAAUAAUCGUCGUGGUAAUGUGAACAAUAGUGGUGGUGUAAGUGGUGGUAUAGUGAGUGGUGGUGCACCAGGACAACGUGGUAAUAAUACAUCAUCAUUUCGUAAUAAUCCUAAUUCAAAUUUACAUAAUCAUUCAAUUGUUUUAUCACAUCCGCAUCAUUUACAUCGACAUAAUAAUCGAACUCACAAUCAUACAGCAAAUAAUACGAAUAAUAGUGCAACAAAUGUAAAUAAUACAACACAACAGAAUCAACAACGGACAGUUGCUAUGCAUAUUUAAUAAUAAUACAGUAAUAUCAUCAAUAUAAAGAGGGUAAGUUUACGUUAAAUCAAAGUUCGAUGAAAUUUAAUGGUUGGUUAGAGAUGCCCGCAGAUCAUAACACUUACUUGUAGAGUUUUGAAAAUGGCCGUUUGAGAAGCAGCAGUA
This is a messenger RNA of Chrysoperla carnea, 4217 nucleotides long. It is a transcript of the gene Tollo, whose product is annotated as toll-like receptor Tollo. The transcript has a single exon. Lineage: Eukaryota; Metazoa; Arthropoda; Insecta; Neuroptera; Chrysopidae. The record is from RefSeq and is a predicted model, not a curated record. Gene Ontology annotation, biological process: signal transduction. Gene Ontology annotation, molecular function: protein binding. The coding region runs from base 168 to 4070 and encodes 1300 amino acids.